AUGGAUAAAAAGAUUUUAGGUUAUAAUGCUCAUCAAAUUUCUUUGAAUAAUUAUCAAAAAAGCAGCAGCAGCAGUAGCAGCAGCGACGACGACAACAGCGAUGGCGACAAUAGCGACAGCAGCAGCAGCAAUCGUAGCCAUAGUAGUAGUAGUGGUGGUGGUAGUGGUGGUGGUCUCGGUAAUAGCAGUGGUAGUCGUCGUCGUCGUCGUAGUGGUAGUCGUAGUAGUAGUAGUAGUAGUGCUAGUGGUGGUGGUAGUGAUAGUAGUAGUGGUAGUCGUAGUUGUAGUGGUGGUGGUGGUGAUGGUGGUGGUAGUAGUUGUGGUGGUAGAAGUAGUGGUGGUGGUGAUGGUAGCAGUAGUGGUAGUAGUAGUAGUGGUUGUGGUAGUAGUGGUGGUGAUAGUGGUGAUAGUAGGAGUGGUGAUAGUAGUGGUAGUGGUAGUGGUAGUAUUGGUAAUAGUGGUCGUGGUAGUGAUGGUAGUGGUGGUUGUGGUAAUGGUGGUAGUGUUAGUAGUAGUAGUAGUAGUAAUGGUAGUAGUGGUGAGAGUAGUGGUGGUAGUAGUAGUCAUAAUGGUAGUAGUUAG
Molecule: messenger RNA, 582 nt
Organism: Capsicum annuum
Lineage: Eukaryota; Viridiplantae; Streptophyta; Magnoliopsida; Solanales; Solanaceae
Product: sericin-1-like
Exons: 2
Coding region: 1-582 (193 amino acids)
Source: RefSeq, a predicted model, not a curated record